Molecule: messenger RNA, 1532 nt
Organism: Paramuricea clavata
Lineage: Eukaryota; Metazoa; Cnidaria; Anthozoa; Malacalcyonacea; Plexauridae
Source: the annotation of a GenBank genome assembly
AUGUCUGAAGUCUUAUUAUACCGUUUGCAAAUGAAUCGCGAAGCUAUUCUCCAAGAUUUAGAACCUGAGCAAGUCAUGGACUAUUUAUACCAGGAAGAUGUUCUCGAUGGCGACAAAUACGAUGAGGUUAGCGACAAAGGUUCGAGAAAAAAGCAGGCAGAAUUACUUCUGAGUUAUGUAGAAAGGGAUAGCUCGGCCAUCCAAAAAAUGAUCGAUGCUUUAAAGGGCUCAUCUCAACGACAUUUGGCAUGUAUUUUGAACGAAGCAUUGCCUGAUGAAGUCACCCGCAGCAAAGGUGGGUUUGUUGUCUUGUUACACCUUAUUAUUUUACUCUGUCUAACGUCAGACAAUUUUACUCGUCACGGGCAGAGCGUUGGCACUCGAUGAGUUGAAGCAUAUACCAUAGCAAGAAAAUCACCAUAAUGAAAACAAAAAUGACCAAAAAAUAGCAAAAAUAUGUUUUAAUAAGACAAUUUGUAUUACAACUUCUGUAAUACUAAUAGUUCUGAACAAAACAGUAUUUACAUGCUUUUGGUAAUUUUAUUCAAUACAGUGAAAAUAGUUUUAAAGUAUCUUUGCUUCAUAGAAAAAAUUUGCUCGUUGAGCAUCCAAUCAAAUUGUGUGAAUAGCAGUAUCCACCUCCUAAGUAUAUGCUAAAAACAAUUAAUUUUCAUACUGUAGGUAUCCUCAAAUCAUUCCAAAAUGAUCUGGACAGCCCUUACCCGAUGACCCAUGUUCCUUGUGGCUAUGCAGUCAUAAUCAACAAUUCUGACUUUCACCCAUAUACCAAACUUGAACAACGCGAAGGCUCUGAAAAAGAUGUGAAAACAAUGGAAGAACUAUUUAAGUGGCUACAAUUUAAUGUCGACAUCUAUGAAAACCAAACUGCAGCCGAGAUUGUGAGUAUUGUUCGAAAAUAUCGAGUCGAGAUAGACCACACAAAUUUUGAUUGCUUUGUACUCUUUUUAAUGAGUCAUGGGUUUGAAGAUGGGAUAUUUGGCACAGAUGGAAGAAGAGUUAAGCUUCGAGAAGAAAUUAGAAAGCAACUGACAGCUGAUAAAUGCUUCAGCCUGGCAAAUAAACCUAAAUUAAUAUUUGUCCAAGCAUGCCGAGGGGGAGAAGCAGACAAGGGUUUUGUUGUCUCAGAUAGUCCAGACGACCAGUUCUCGGUGAGAACCACGCCUGCCCAAGUGGUUAAUAAUUACCCAACCUAUACACCUAGCAACUUAGAUGUGACCCCAGAUUACAACCCAGAAGUUGAUGUGGAGUAUAUACCGCAAGAUUCUGAUAUAAUUAUUGCAUAUGCAUCAACUGCUUACCAUGCAGCUCUACGACAUACAGAAACGGGCGGAUGGUUCGUGACACAGUUGUAUGAGGUCAUGCGCAAGUAUGCCAAGGAUGAAGAUCUACAGAGCAUGAUCACGAGGGUGACGGGACUUGUAUCAGCAAAGAAAACCCGUCAAAACUUAAUGCAGUGCCCAGAACAGAUUGGAAAUCUUCGCAAGAAAGUGUUCUUCAAGCCAAAGUCAUGA